GGCGUAGAGGGCGGGGGAGGCAUUUUAACACGGCAUUUUGCCACAUUUGCUCUGAGUAAAUCUUAUCAAAUAACUUGUCGCAACACGGUCCAGCGAGUUCGAAAAGCGUAUUAUCUACGAAGGUGAAAUACCUGUUUUCGAAAGGAAAAGAAUCAGUCAUCUACGUAAGGCAUCAUGACUGACAGGAAGGCAGUAAUCAAGAAUGCUGACAUGUCGGAGGAUAUGCAGCAGGAUGCAGUGGACUGUGCUACCCAAGCCAUGGAGAAGUACAAUAUAGAGAAGGACAUUGCUGCUUACAUCAAGAAGGAAUUUGACAAAAAGUAUAACCCUACAUGGCACUGUAUUGUUGGGAGGAACUUCGGCAGCUACGUGACCCAUGAGACAAAGCAUUUCAUCUACUUCUACUUGGGGCAGGUGGCCAUCCUGCUCUUCAAGUCUGGCUGAGUUGUGCCUCCCCUCCUAUCCUGGACUGUAAUGCACUGGUGGUGGAUGUCACAACUUCCCACACACUUCAGAUAUUCAAAUGAAAACAUAACAUGAUACACAAUUGGCUGUGCGCAACUGCAUGGACUAAGAUGUACCAUAUUUAAUGUGUAUAUGUUACCGUAAAUAAUUACUUUUCACUAGUUGGCAGAACAUGCAACUGCAAGAUAUUUUUGUUAAUGCUGUUCUAAGUUUUGUUAAACAUAAGUAAAAAACAAAAAAAAAAUAAUGCUUUAACAGUGGCCUUUGAUUGUAUAAUAAAGGAAAGCUAGAGAAUGUUGUGUCUGCUUUCCCCCAGAAAGCUGUGUUGUUUUUCAGUGACUCCUGUUCUACCAUUUGACUGUUCUGUUCCUCCUGACUUUAAAGUAGGCUACUACAGUAGUUUGUACUGCCUUGUAUAUUGCCAGGUACAUGUGAGACUAGCGGUGUGUUUUGACGUUAUUCAUCCCAUUUUCCCAGACGAUUUAGAGCUGUGACGUUUCAUCUGGCACACUUGGGGUAUUCUGCUUUAUUCCUUCCAGUUGCUAUUUUUAGUACACGCUAGUAGAGGUGCUAUGGUAAUGUUAGGGUGUUUUAGAUUUUGUGACAUGCUUGGGGGUUCCAUUUAGAGAGGAAAGAGGGUUGUCUGCAUUUACUUUAACUUAAUAUUUAACUUGUCUCCUAAAACAUUGGCAUUCGGGUUCUGUCAAUGUUCACUUUCAUCUUUAGAGGGGAUUAUUUAUUAUAUAUUAGACUGCAAGCAAUGUCUUCCUGGUCAAUCUUAAUUGGAGUGCAUUUUCUUGCAUGUUAUUGGUUGUUUUCAUUUGUAGUGAAUUGCUGUAUUAGCAUAUUUCACACCUUGUUAUGAGUUCAGGGGCAUGUGAGUACAAUUGUACUUCAUUACAGGUGUCCAGUAAACUUAGAAUCUUUCAUUUCCACUAAUUAAAAUGUAUAAUCCAAGUCAA
This is a messenger RNA of Esox lucius (northern pike), 1427 nucleotides long. RefSeq names its product dynein, light chain, LC8-type 2a (gene dynll2a). Gene Ontology annotation, molecular function: dynein intermediate chain binding; dynein light intermediate chain binding. Gene Ontology annotation, cellular component: cytoplasmic dynein complex. Gene Ontology annotation, biological process: cilium assembly; microtubule-based process. The record is from RefSeq and is a predicted model, not a curated record. The coding region runs from base 175 to 444 and encodes 89 amino acids. The transcript is spliced from 3 exons. NCBI's taxonomy places the organism in Eukaryota, Metazoa, Chordata, Actinopteri, Esociformes, Esocidae.